Molecule: messenger RNA, 2385 nt
Organism: Emys orbicularis (European pond turtle)
Lineage: Eukaryota; Metazoa; Chordata; Testudines; Emydidae
Gene: TARS3
Product: threonyl-tRNA synthetase 3
Exons: 19
Coding region: 1-2385 (794 amino acids)
Biological process (GO): threonyl-tRNA aminoacylation
Cellular component (GO): cytoplasm
Molecular function (GO): threonine-tRNA ligase activity; ATP binding
Source: RefSeq, a predicted model, not a curated record
AUGGCAGCCGCCGCAGAAGCCAUCGCCUUGCGCCUGGCCCGGCAGGAGGAGGAGAUCCGCUGGUUAACAGCCGAGAUCGGCCGCCUGAAGGAGCAGGAGCCGGAGCCGGAGCGCGGCCCGGGAAGCAGCAGCCCGGAGCUGCACAGGCUGAGGGCGGAGAACGAGAAGCUGCGCUACCGGCUCCUGCACCUUCGGCGCAGCCUGACAGCUGAGCUGGGCCGCGGGGAGCAGCGGCGGCCGGGCCCCGCAGGAGCCAGCAAGAAUACCUCCAAUGCAGGCCUGACUGCCCAAAAUAAGAAGAAAAAGGAGAAGAAAAAAGAAAACGAAGUUGUGAAUGGGCUUAGGAAUGAGCUGCAGUGUGAGCCAAGCUUCAUAGACGACAGGCUGAAGCAUUAUGAAACACUGAAAAAAGAGCAUGAUGCCUUGCUUGCUUACAGAGCAGCCAACCAGAGCAAGCCUAUAAAAGUGAUUCUGACUGAUGGUAAAGUCAUUGAAGGGGAAUCUUGGCAAACGACACCAUAUCAGUUGGCUGCAGGAAUUAGUCGAGGACUGGCUGAUAAUGCAGUAAUAGCCACAGUGAAUGGUGAAUUGUGGGAUCUGGAUCGUCCAUUGGAGGGAGAUUGUUCACUGGAGCUGCUUACAUUUAAUAAUGAAGAAGCUCAGGCAGUUUACUGGCAUUCAAGUGCUCACAUCCUUGGAGAGGCCAUGGAAAGUUUUUAUGGAGGCUGUUUGUGCUAUGGGCCACCUAUUGAGAAUGGAUUUUAUUAUGAUAUGUACAUUGAAGACAGAGGUGUAUCUAGUACAGAAUUCCCUACAUUGGAGAACACGUGUAAAAAUAUCAUAAAAGAGAAGCAGCCUUUUGAAAGACUAGAAGUCAGUAAGGAGAUACUACUAGAUAUGUUUAAGUAUAAUAAGUUUAAAUGUCGUAUCCUGAAUGAGAAAGUUAACACGCCGACUACCACAGUGUACAGGUGUGGUCCAUUGAUUGAUCUCUGCAGGGGCCCACAUGUGAGACACACUGGAAAAAUUAAAGCCUUAAAGAUUUUUAAGAAUUCUUCUACAUAUUGGGAGGGAAAGGCUGACAUGGAAACAUUGCAGAGAAUCUAUGGAAUAUCCUUCCCUGAUAACAAAAUGAUGAAGGAAUGGGAAAAAUUCCAAGAGGAAGCCAGAAAUCGGGAUCAUAGGAAAAUUGGAAAAGAGCAAGAACUUUUCUUCUUCCAUGAUCUGAGUCCAGGAAACUGUUUUUUCCUCCCCAAAGGUGCCUUUCUUUAUAAUACACUCAUGGAUUUUAUACGAGAGGAAUAUCACAGGCGUAAUUUUACUGAAGUAGUAUCACCUAACAUCUACAACAGUAAACUCUGGGAAGCAUCAGGUCACUGGCAGCACUACAGUGAAAACAUGUUCUCAUUUGAUGUUGAGAAGGAAACAUUUGCCCUUAAGCCCAUGAACUGUCCAGGACAUUGCUUGAUGUUCGCUCAUCGCCCGCGCUCAUGGAGGGAAAUGCCUAUUAGACUUGCAGACUUUGGGGUUCUUCAUAGAAAUGAACUCUCGGGGACUUUGAGUGGUUUGACUCGAGUCAGGCGUUUCCAACAGGAUGAUGCACACAUCUUUUGCACAAUGGAACAGAUUGAGGAAGAAAUGAAAGGCUGUCUGAACUUUUUGAAGACAGUUUAUGCAGUGUUUGGUUUUACCUUUCAAUUGCAUCUUUCUACAAGACCUGAAAACUUCCUAGGAGAAGUAGAGAUCUGGGACCACGCAGAAAAGCAGUUACAAAACAGUUUGAAUGACUUUGGAGAGCCGUGGAAGUUGAAUCCAGGAGAUGGAGCAUUUUAUGGUCCUAAGAUUGAUAUUAAAAUCAAAGAUGCUAUUGGCAGGUACCAUCAGUGUGCUACCAUCCAACUUGACUUCCAGCUACCAAUCAGAUUUAACCUUACUUAUGUUGGUAAGGAUAGUGAUGAUAAGAAAAGGCCAGUGAUCAUUCAUAGAGCUAUUUUGGGCUCAGUGGAGAGAAUGAUAGCUAUUCUAGCAGAAAAUUAUGGAGGAAAAUGGCCUUUCUGGCUCUCUCCUCGCCAGGUCAUGGUUGUCCCUGUGGGGCCUACUUGUGAAAAAUAUGCUCAGCAGGUUUGCCGUGAAUUUUUUGAAGCAGGAUUUAUGGCUGAUGUUGAUCUAGAUCACAGCUGCACAUUAAACAAGAAAAUAAGAAAUGCACAGCUUUCACAGUAUAAUUUUAUUUUAGUGGUUGGAGAAAAGGAAAAAGCAAAUAAUGCUGUCAAUGUGCGAACAAGAGACAAUAAGGUUCAUGGAGAGAUUUUGAUAACGUCUGCCAUUGAAAAACUAAAGAAACUGAAGAAAUCACAUGCUUUAUAUGCAGAGGAAGAAUUCUGA